Messenger RNA from Lachancea mirantina, 666 nucleotides. Lineage: Eukaryota; Fungi; Ascomycota; Saccharomycetes; Saccharomycetales; Saccharomycetaceae. The record is from the annotation of a GenBank genome assembly.
AUGGUAACUGUUGAACAAAUUAAAGGCCAGGUUCUCAAACCCUAUUUGAAUCGCAAGCAAUUAUCAUUAAAGGAAAGCGAACUGAUCUCUUUAGAAUUGAUUGAUCUGCUUUCCGAGAGUUCAUGUGAUGAUGACCAAACGCUUAAAUAUGUCGGGAGGUUCCUUACGAAAGAUGCAUAUCAAGAUCUCAGCGAGGAACGUAAUUUGAACAAGAAAUGUGUGUAUCCACGUUGCGAGCUACAGCAGGGUAGAUUACGAGACCUAUAUGGGGGUAACAACACUGCAACACGGUUUUUAAAGGAGAAUAAUCCGUAUGCGUAUUUGACGUUUUUCUGCAGUAAAUUCCAUUACCGAUGCUCCCAGUUUUUCCAAGCGCAGUUGAGUGAUGAGGCGCUUUUCGCUAGAACUGGUGUUCUACAGGAUGAAUACGAUCAAGAUGAUCAGAAGAUUACAUUAUUGAACGAAUUGAUUUCCAAUGAGCGGCACGAUAAGAAUGAGUUGGUCAAUAUCAUCAAGGGGUUCGAAAGCAUGCACUUAACGUCUCCUUCGAAAACGUCAGAUAAAGAACUUGAAGAAGACUUGUCAGAAUGGCUUGCCGAUAUUAAAAUUCAAGAAGUGGAAAAACCAGCACCUUGGGGCGAUUUGGGGGUCAGAGGCGAGACAUGA